UCGGCUUUCGUUUAAACCAAAUGCGCGAAGUUCCGCCACAUCAUCGUGCAUGGCCCACGAGAAAAUACGAGACAUAUCCCACAAACUCGAGGAGUGCAAGUGGCAAAGGAGAAAUGCAGCUUAAACCUCGCAGUCAAACCCUCCAAUUGAUACACUCGCCAGUGACGCUUCUGCAGGCUUGGCAUCUCUUCUCUGCUCAGCACAACCUCAGCUCCAUGGAGAGCAGACGUAAAAAUCCCGGGAGAGCAGGAACGGAGAUGCAAGCCCCCGUUACUCCUCAUGUUAUCAUGGAAGUCAGUCAAUCGUGUCUGGUCGGCAAGGGCGCGUUGGAUAAGAUGCCCAUCGAGGGACCGCACCAGUGGAAGAAGGAUGAAGACAUAGAUAAAAAAACCAAGAAUGACGAGGAUGACGAGAAAGAGGAGCGCGAACCAGCGCUAAUUUGA
Messenger RNA from Gamsiella multidivaricata, 443 nucleotides. RefSeq lists its product as uncharacterized. The transcript has 2 exons. The record is from RefSeq and is a predicted model, not a curated record. NCBI's taxonomy places the organism in Eukaryota, Fungi, Mortierellomycota, Mortierellomycetes, Mortierellales, Mortierellaceae. Bases 21 to 443 code for a protein of 140 amino acids.